AUGGACUGGGCGGCGGGACAUGGGUAUCUGGAUGUGCUGCAGCUGCUGCACGACGCUGGUAGCAACGCUUGCUCGACAGGCGCAUUGGACGACGCUGCGUUCCACGGUCAUCUGGACGUGGUGCAGUGGCUUCACCGCCACCGCACCGAAGGCGGGACGUCGGCGGCCGUCGACUCUGCCAUUGCAGCCAACCGCCAUGACAUUGCGGCCUUUCUGCGCUCGCACUGCGGCCUUUGGAUCUCGGACAGAGCGCUCUAUUCUGCCGCCCUUGCGGGCAACCUUGAGGCGGUCCGUUAUCUCGACCAAGAAUGCCACGCGUCCUGUGGCGCCAAAGUCAUGGACGUCGAAGCGAGAAACGGCUGUACGAAACAGGCUAUGGACUAUGCUGCCGGCGCAGGGUACCUCGAAACAGUGAUUUGGCUGCACGAGCACCGAGGCGAAGGCUGCACGACGGACGCGAUGGACACUGCGGCCCAAGAAGGCCAUCUUGACGUCGUGCAAUGGCUGCACGCGAACCGAUUGGAAGGGUGUACGGUUCGCGCCAUGGAGAACGCGGCCAUGGGCGGCCACUUGGACGUGGUGCGCUUCUUGCAUACCCACCGAAGCGAAGGCUGCUCGCAAGAUGCGAUGGCCUCUGCAGGAUCGUUCGGGCACUUGGCGAUUGUUGAGUUUCUCCACCAGCACCGCACUGAAGGCACAACGACAAAUGCUAUCGACUGGGCCGCGGCGACCGGCCAACUUGAGGUCGUCCAAUGGUUGCACGCAAACCGCUCUGAAGGGUGCUCGGCGCUGGCUUUCUACUACGCUGCACGCAACAACAAGGCGGAGAUGCUGCAGUUUCUCGUGGGCCUCCAAGGUACGAAGGCGCUGCAGGUAGCGGCUGUUGCACGUGCUCGCCGCUGCCAAGAUAUGGUCGCCUUGAAAAACCUCCAAGCAGCCGGCUGUGCAGGUGCGGAGGUCGUGAAUACCGAAUAA
This is a messenger RNA of Saprolegnia parasitica CBS 223.65, 975 nucleotides long. RefSeq lists its product as hypothetical. The coding region runs from base 1 to 975 and encodes 324 amino acids. Gene Ontology annotation, molecular function: protein binding. The record is from RefSeq and is a predicted model, not a curated record. The transcript has 2 exons. NCBI's taxonomy places the organism in Eukaryota, Oomycota, Saprolegniomycetes, Saprolegniales, Saprolegniaceae.